AUGAUAUCAAUACCAAAACUGCAAACCACAGCGCUGGUGCUUUAUGCGCACCUUUUGGGCGCCGCAAGGGGCGAGGCGAAGCUAAUCUCAAACCGGGAGUACUUUUACGUCGGCGGCGAGUACACCAACAUCACGAUUGGGAACACAACAGCACAAUACAUGAUCAACCAAAUCUACGUGGAAAAGCUCACACCCGCAUCACCCACCAACAAACCACCGCUAGUUUUCAUUGCCGGAAACGGCCAAACAGGCACCAACUUCCUCGAAACACCAGACGGCCGUCCAGGCUGGGCCUCUUUCUUCCUGUCUCAUGGCUACACCGUGUACCUGAGCGACCAGCCGAUGCGCGGGCGCUCAGCCUGGAAUCCGUCGCUGGGCGCCAUCAACAUCGGCAGCACAGCACUCGUACAGCGCCUCUUCACCAACUUCCAAGCAACCGGGCAAUGGCCCCAAGCAAAGCUCCACACGCAGUGGCCCGGAACCGGACAGCCUGGAGACGCCAUCUUCGACAAUUUCUACGCCACCCAAGUCCAGCGGCAAAGCGACGUGCAGCUCGUCGAAGCGCAAAACGCAAAGGCCUACUCAGCACUGCUGGACAAGAUCGGCGAGCCCGCACACGUCGUUACGCACAGCCAGGCGGGAGCGUACGGCUGGCGCGCAGGCGACCUGCGACCGCAUCUGACCAAAGGCAUAGUAGCGCUUGAGCCCGCCGGCCCGCCGUUUGAAAACCGGGUUGCAAACACGGGGCCCACGCGGCCGUGGGGCAUCACCGAUCUCGAAAUCACGUAUGCGCCCUCGGCCGGCGCCAACGGCAGUCUACUGCAGAGAAGCAGGGUGCCGGCACAAGACGCCGACCACAUCGACUGCGUGCUGCAGGCGGAGCCCGCUAAGAAACUGGUCAAUCUGGCAAAGAUACCCGUGCUGCUGGUUACCACCGAGGCGAGUUACCACGUCCCGUACGACUAUUGCACCGUGGCGUAUUUGAGACAGGCGGGCGUUGCGGUGGAGCAUUUGAAUUUACCUGACGUGGGCAUUCGCGGGAAUGGGCAUAUGUUUUUCAUGGAGAUGAAUAGUGCGCGGAUUGCGGAGAAGGUGUUGGAGUGGUUGGAGAGGCAGUGA
Molecule: messenger RNA, 1119 nt
Organism: Exserohilum turcica Et28A
Lineage: Eukaryota; Fungi; Ascomycota; Dothideomycetes; Pleosporales; Pleosporaceae
Exons: 2
Coding region: 1-1119 (372 amino acids)
Source: RefSeq, a predicted model, not a curated record